AUGAAUACCAAGGCUUUACUUUUUCUAGCUAUGUUGGUGGCUUCCACCCUUCUCAUUUCAACUGAGGCUGCUCGCAAAGACUUAGACAACAAAAAUGAUAACUUAGAAACAAAUGGGAUAGAUGAGAGCAAAUAUGGCGACGGCCCAUGGCAUGGUGGGAGUGGUUACGGCGGAAGAUAUUGUCAUCACGGUUGUUGUGAUUAUGGCUACCAUGGAGGCUGUAUAAGAUGCUGCUAUUAUCCUGGUGAACAUCUUGAUAUUGGUAUGGAUGCUGAGCCUCACAACUAA
Molecule: messenger RNA, 288 nt
Organism: Trifolium pratense (red clover)
Lineage: Eukaryota; Viridiplantae; Streptophyta; Magnoliopsida; Fabales; Fabaceae
Product: glycine-rich protein-like
Exons: 2
Coding region: 1-288 (95 amino acids)
Source: RefSeq, a predicted model, not a curated record